AUGAGGAUCGUUUGUGUGUUGGUCGCGUUGAUUCUGGGCAUUUCUGCUUCCGGAGAUGUCCUGGAAUACACUGACAGCAACUUCGAGGAACUUAUACCUUCACACGAAGUCGCCUUGGUGAAAUUCUACGCUCCAUGGUGCGGUCAUUGUAAAAAGAUGGCCCCAGAGUUCGACAAAGCAGCGACGAAACUGAAGGCGAAUGAUCCUCCCAUCACCCUCGUGAAGGUCGACUGUACCGUCGAGAAGGCCACAUGCGACAAAUUUGGCGUGAAGGGAUUCCCAACAUUGAAGAUCUUCCGUAAUGGAUUAGAAGCUCAGGCAUAUGAUGGACCUCGUGAUGCAGAGGGCAUUAUAAAGUACAUGCGCGGACAAGCAGGCCCAUCUGCGAAGGAACUCAAGUCUGUAGAGGAAUUCAAGAAGUUUGUCGAAGGAGACGAGAAUGCCGUUGUUGGUUUCUUCGAGAACGAAAGCAAGCUGAAGGAUUCCUUCCUCAAAGUCGCCGAUACCGAAAGAGAUCGAUUCCAGUUUGGUUAUACAUCAAAUGCAGCUGUUCUCAAGGAGGCUGGAUACACUGACGAUAUUGUGGUCUACACGCCAAAGAAACUGCACAACAAGUUUGACCCCAAUGAAUUCAAGUACGAUGGCAAUUACGACACGGAUAAGAUCAAGAGUUUCCUCAUUCACGAUACUGUUGGAAUGGUUGGUAUUCGUACGAUGGGUAAUCUGUUCCAAUUCGAGCAGAAGCCUCUUGUGAUCGUUUACUACAAUGUGGAUUAUCUGAAGGACCCCAAAGGGUCGAACUACUGGCGUAAUCGCGUGCUGAAGGUAGCGCAGGACUACAAGAGGAAAGUUCAUUUCGCUGUGUCAAAUAAGGAGGAGUUCUCAUCCGAAGUUGAUCAGAAUGGUCUUGCUGAGCGUAAGGACUCGGAUAAACCAAUCGUGGCGGCUAUUACAAAUGAAGGCAAAUUCCCUAUGGAUGAUGAGUUCAGCGUGGAGAAUCUCAAGAAGUUUGUCGAGGACCUAUUAGCUGGUAAUAUGGAUCCAUACAUGAAGUCAGAACCUAUUCCUGAGGAUAACGAUAAACCAGUCAAGGUUGCUGUUGGCAGAAACUUCAAGGAAUUGGUGAUGGAUGCCGAUAAGGAUGUCCUUAUUGAGUUCUAUGCACCAUUCCCAACCAUCUACUGGUUACCGAAGAACAGCAAGGAUUCUCCAGUGCCUUACAAUGGUGGCCGUGAAGUGAAGGACUUCAUUUCAUUCAUCGCCAAGCAUUCCACUGAUGGUCUCAAGGGCUAUUCACGUGACGGAAAGAAGAAGAAGACCGAGUUGUAG
Messenger RNA from Cooperia oncophora, 1329 nucleotides. Lineage: Eukaryota; Metazoa; Nematoda; Chromadorea; Rhabditida; Trichostrongylidae. The record is from the annotation of a GenBank genome assembly.